Molecule: messenger RNA, 1898 nt
Organism: Saccostrea cuccullata (small rock oyster)
Lineage: Eukaryota; Metazoa; Mollusca; Bivalvia; Ostreida; Ostreidae
Product: protein prune homolog 2-like
Exons: 8
Coding region: 244-1029 (261 amino acids)
Cellular component (GO): cytoplasm
Source: RefSeq, a predicted model, not a curated record
GACAUUAUGAUUUUUUCUACAGUGCGGCCUUCCCUGCUGAGCGCCCACCCCAAGAAGAAGAUCACGGCUAACUUUAACAUCCUGAGUGACGAUCUAGACGAUGACGGGGCGGAUUGAGCCGACGGUCUGGAGUGGGAGAAUGAUACACCUAUCAAACGGUCGGAUCCACUCCCUGAAUUCUCUGCUCGGGAUGAAUACCGCGAGUCUAAACUCUGGAAGGGGGUGGAGAUCGGAGGAAAACAGAUGAAGAUUGACCUGAAGGUCAUUGAGCCAUAUAAAAGGGUCCUCUCUCAUGGAGGUUACUAUGGAGAGGGACUGAAUGCCAUUAUUAUUUUCUCGGGAUGUUACUUACCAGACCACAGUAGGAAAGAUUAUCAGUAUGUGAUGGAUAAUUUAUUUAUGUAUGUGAUAAGUACCUUGGAGACCCUGGUUGCCGAGGACUACAUGAUUGUUUAUUUCCAUGGAGCCACACCACGGCGACAGAUGCCAAGCUUUGGUUGGCUAAAAAAAUGUUACCAGAUGAUUGACAGAAGAUUGAGGAAGAAUCUGAAGUCCUUAAUGCUGAUUCAUCCCACUCUGUGGUUAAGAACUAUAGUCAUGAUGACCAGACCAUUUAUCAGUGCCAAAUUUUCCUCCAAGCUGCGGUUUGUGCGGUCGCUGUCAGAACUAGGUCAGAUCAUUCCUAUGGAGUAUAUUUCUGUCCCAGAACAAGUUCAACAGUACGAUGAUAGAAUAAUACAGCACCAGGCUAAAGUUACCUCCCCUAUCUCUCACUCUCCUGAACCCCUUACCUCCCUUCCUAAUCCCAGAGCAGCCACACACAGCACAUUUAUCACAGCAGAAGUCAUGUUGGAGCAAAAUCCUAAUUUUCUAGAGGAGUUUGACAAUGAAAAGGAAGAAAAGAAGAAAGAGAGGGAGAGAAAGAAAGAAGAAAAAAGGAAAAAGAAAGAGGAGGAAAAACAGAGGAAGCAGGACGCAAAGGCUGCAUCAAAAGGGAGGGGGCUUAAAGGAUUCUUUAGGAGAAAAUAAACCUUGUACAAUGGGACCCCACUAAACUUGACUACCCUUAAAUUCUCCCCCUUGAGUAAAUUGUGUGGAUUAGUUAGGGAUCUCCAAACAUGGAUAAAUUAAGUCUCCAAAGCUGAAACAUAAAUUUUAUUAAUUAUUAAAGAUUCAAUUCUAUACCCUGUAAAUUUUGCACGGGAGAUGAAACACUUGACUUCUGAGAAUAAAAUGUGCUUAAGGCCAUUUCUGUUGAGUUUUACUUAAUUACAGAAAAAUUCUUAACCUUGAUCCCUAUUAAACUUUUGUUUUGAUUGUCAUUUUGUACACGUUAUUUGCUCGUUCAGAGAUUAAUACUGUUGAAGGAAGAAAAAAAUGUAAGCUGGCUGUGUGAGUAAGCCCUCUAUGUAUGUAAUAUUGUCAAGAGGAUUUUGUUUCAGUUGUACAUGACCAUCUUGUUCAUACAUAUGAUUGGUGUUCUUUAAAUCAAUCUGCUUCUUUCUAUAUAAAACACUCUCCAUUUUUACUGUCUGUGCUUUAUUUAAGCAGAUAUUUGUUUAGUUGUUCAUUGUCAUUUGAACAUUCAGUUUUGUACUAGAUGUGAUUUUCUUAUUCUGUGUAAUUUGUGAUUUAUUUUAUUUUUUAUUUACAUGUAUGUAUCUAAAAAAUGUAAUUCUGAAAUUAAAACUAGUGCAAUCAAUAUUUGCCAGAUUUUAUAAUCAUGUUUUAAUUGCAGAUAUAUGUUGCCAUGAACCGCCGCUGCUGUUCGUGGGAUAUUACAAAUAUAUUUACACUUGAUUUAAUUUCUUUCUUAGAUAUUUGCAUGUUUGUACAACAGUGAUCCAUGAAUAUAUGAAAAGGAAAUAUAUGUGUGUGAAUUUUCUGCUUCUUUCUUG